AUGUCACGAAAUCGAUUGGGCAGCGUCAAAGCUUCUGCAGCUGAACAUGAGCAGAUGAACUCCCUCUGGCAUUCUCUCGUCGAUACUCUUCGUCUACUUCCAUCUGUGCCUACCAAUCCCUCCUCCCUCAAAUCAUCCUCUCUGUCCGAGAACGAGAGAGAGCGGAACUCACGUAUAAUUCAAUCCGAGAAGAAACAUCUAGACGAAGCUUUAGAUAAACUCAAUGUCCUCCUGGCUCUUCGAAGAGGUCCCGGCACCUCAAGUUCGUCAUCUUCAUCAGUCCCACCCGAGGGUAUACCAGGAGUGAUAAUUUCGAAUGUUAAAGGUGAACCUUCUUAUCCAUCUAUAGGAACUCCAACAAAUGGUGUAAAGAAAAAACGGAAAUUGUCUUUAUCAGCUUCUGCUUCUCCUGCACCUGCCGAUCAUCCUUCCCCCAUGCCCAUGCCAAUAUCAAAGGCAGGUACUCCCUUGAGCGCAUCGAUGUCGACGUCGAUGUCUAGAGAGGCGACUGGUAAACAGUUGAGGGAGAUUUAUUGGGAUCAAUUACCGUUACAACCUGGAAGAAGGGUCGCUUUUAGAUUACCAAAGAGUAAAUCUCAAGAUAUCAACAGUAACAACAAUGAAAAGGAUUCACAAGUCGAGGUAGCUGUCCCCGGAGGUGGUGGAGGAGACGAUUGGAUAUUGGCUACGAUCAAGAGGUGUAUACAGAUGGAUAAGAUGAGGUAUGAAGUUCAGGAUGUGGAUGAUGGAAAUGCUUACAACACAACUCUUCGAUCAAUUAUACCCUUACCCGAUCCCACUUCCGCUUCCCAUCUCUCCUCUCAUCCAACUAACCUUGAAGAUUUCCCUAGAGAUUCGCAAGUCCUUGCUCUAUAUCCCGAUACUACCUCCUUCUACAGGGCGACAGUGGUAUCACCCCCUUUACCUGGGACGGGUAACGGUCUAGGUCUGAAGACUACGAGUAAAAGUGGGAAAAACGAAUAUGCAGGAUCUAAAAAGGGGGUGUACAGGUUGAGCUUCGUGGAUGAUGAUGGGAACAUCCAAGAGGUUGGGAAAGAUGAUGUGGUUGCUGUGAGUUGA
Molecule: messenger RNA, 1080 nt
Organism: Kwoniella mangroviensis CBS 8507
Lineage: Eukaryota; Fungi; Basidiomycota; Tremellomycetes; Tremellales; Cryptococcaceae
Exons: 3
Coding region: 1-1080 (359 amino acids)
Cellular component (GO): SAGA complex
Source: RefSeq, a predicted model, not a curated record